This is a messenger RNA of Dermacentor silvarum, 5832 nucleotides long. RefSeq names its product engulfment and cell motility protein 1 (gene Ced-12). Lineage: Eukaryota; Metazoa; Arthropoda; Arachnida; Ixodida; Ixodidae. Bases 378 to 2573 code for a protein of 731 amino acids. Gene Ontology annotation, cellular component: plasma membrane. The transcript has 2 exons. Gene Ontology annotation, biological process: actin filament organization; cell motility. The record is from RefSeq and is a predicted model, not a curated record.
ACAGCAUGAAGCCAGACACGCGACUGAGCGUUGCUGACCUAACUGACCGUGGAAAUAAUGGAAGCAAACCGCGGCUACUCAAAGCAAGAGGUGCGCGACAAACUUUUAGUUUUGGUUCCGUUUCUGCUGUACCAAUGCCUCCUUUGCUGUACUCAUCCGAAGUUCGAAGCCAACGAAAUCCGUUACUGGCCCGCUCCGAUGCCGCUCCGCCCUCCGAUCUCCGGUGUUGACGCCAGCGAGCCAGCGAAGUGUCGAGAGCUGUUGAUGUGGGAGCGGCGGCGGCGGCGGCAAGCCGACAUCCGCCCAGCUAACAGCGUAAAGAGCACGCGUUUUCGCGCUGCGUAAGCGCGGCUACCGGCCGCUACCCCAAGCCCGCCAUGAAAGGCGCCCGCCAGUCAACGCCCGGCACGAUGUCCGCCAUAAAGGACGCGCACGUCGUCAAAAUCGCCGUCGAGAUGGACGAACAAGUGCCGCAACUCAUCACGUUCGACCAGCAGCUACCGCUCACGGCAAUCAUCCAGGACCUGUGCAACACCUGGGCACUUGCCGAACCUGAGCAGUACUCGCUCCAGUUCUCGGACAAUGCUCGCUCCUACAUCACCGAGAAGAACCGAAACGACAUCAAGAACGGCUACGUCCUGCGACUGACGCACAGCCCCGCCAAGACGGCGCAGGACAUCCUCGACAAGCUGCACUCUAACAAGCCGGAUGACAUGCGGGCGGCUCUGGAGCGUCUGCAGAGGCUUUCAUCGGACUACACGUUCGCGCUCGAGUUCAUAAACAAGCAGGGACACCAGUUGCUCAUCAACAUGGUCGAAGCGGGUACCUACACGGGCGACCACUUGGCGCUGACUUUGCAGUCGUUCGUGGAACUUAUGGAUCACGGCAUCGUCUUCUGGGACAUCUUGGAGCCAAAGUUUGUUGGCCGCGUCGCCAAUCAGGUGAAUGUCAACACAACUCAGGACACAAGGACGUUACAGGCCUCUCUCUCCAUACUGGAAUCUCUUGUCUUGAACGGCACCGGUCGCUAUGCCAUGGUAGACCAAGAGGUCACAUUACCGAAUCUUAUCAUGCACAUGCAGUCAUCAGCAGUUGAAAUACAGCAGUCAGCUGUGGCACUGAUCAACGCACUCUUCCUCAAGGCUGAGAGCACCACAAAGCGCAAGACUCUAGCAGCGACCCUGUCUUCGCGGCACAUCCGCAACGUCAUUGUUACAGCUGUCCUUCAACGUUCGCAACAGCAUGUUGGCACUGAAAUGGCUCACCAGCUUUAUGUUCUUCAAACACUGUUGCUCAACCUGCUGGAGGAACGGCGUGUUGGUGUUGACCCAAAUGAUGCCGAGGCUCGUGAGCGAAUCCUCGAACUACGACGCAUUGCAUUCGACGUUGAAGCUGACGGUACCUGUAGCACUACAAGUGGUGGCCGGAAAGGCGGUGGCUAUGCAAAAGACUACAAGAAGCUGGGUUUCCAAAACCAUACCAACCCUAUUGAGGACUUUAGUGAACCACCUGGAAUAUUGGCAUUGGACAACAUGGUCUACUUUGCCAGAAACCACACAGAAAGUUACACUAAGUUUGUUCUCGAGAACUCAUGCAGGGCUGAUGAGCACGAGUGUCCUUUUGGCCGCAGCAGCAUUCGACUGACCCGGCUUCUGACUGAAAUCCUCAAGGUUGGUGAGCCCCCUACGGAGCAGGGAAAGACUUACUACCCAAUGUUCUUUACACACGACCAUCCAUUUGAAGAGUUCUUUUGCAUUGGCAUCAUGCUCUUAAACAAGACUUGGAAAGAGAUGAGAGCGACGACCGAAGACUUCGUCAAGGUCUUUAGUGUGGUCCAGGAACAGAUCAGCCGUGCCCUGGCCACAGAGCCGCCUCUCAUGAGUCUCGACAAGUUUCGUAGUAAGCUCGCAACACUGACCUACUCGGAGAUCAUGAACCUGUGGCAGCAGGAGCAGUCUACGAGAGAGGAGUGGGAGAGCCAGGCCAAGCCCAUUAUCGAACUACGAGAACAGGUCACGCCGGAGAUAAUGGACCUCAUCCAGCAGCAGAGGCUGCAGUUCCUCUGUGAGGGCACACUGUUCACCAAGUACUCAGCAAAGGGUCACAGAAUCAAGGACAAGUUCUGGUACUGCCGACUGUCACCGAGCCAGAAAGUCUUCCACUACGGCGACUGUGAGGAAAACGCGACGCCCAGCCUCGAAGAGCUGCCGCACAAGCUGCCUGUGAUCGAGAUCAGAAGUCUGGCAACUGGCCGCGAGUGUCCGUACAUGAAAGACACCCGCAAGGCGAAGUCGACAGCUUCACUGGCAUUUUCUCUUAUACCAGACUCGAACCAGGAACCACUCAACUUUGUUGCAUCAAAUGAAAAGAUCUUUGACUACUGGACAGAUGGCAUCAAUGCCUUGUUAGGCAAGAAGAUGGUCAGCAAGGAAACAAAAAAUGACUUAGAAACUCUGCUUAGUAUGGAGAUCAAACUGAGACUCAUGGACACGGAAGGUGUGGACAUCCCGGAGAGCCCUCCUCCAAUUCCUAAGGAACCGCCUAAUUUUGACUUCUGCUAUGAGUUCAAGUAGUAUGUCAGACAGUGAUAAGUGUCCAACUUUGUGUACAGUCACUUUCGAACGAACCGUGCUGAACAUUUCAUGUGCUUGACCCCCUUUCACCGAGUGCUUUCGCUGGCUCUUUGCAUUUUUAUCUCAUUCAUUCUGAUCUUAAUCUCUGAUCUCCUGCUUGGCCUCAUUGCAAACCUCUUCAUUUUGCUUGUUGGGACCAUUCGAAAAGUGCAAUUGGUUGCACUAGGUCUCCACAGAAUUGGCUGUUUUAACAUUCCAUCGCAUGCUUCUAGAGCAAGUUUUAAGUGACAUGUAUGUAGAAAUACGGACAAAGAGCAUGAGCUCAGUUGAACAGUAUUUUAGGUUAGUGUUGUGGACAGCUGUUUCGUAGCAUUUAGCAGGUACUUGUUGUGUGAACAUAGCGACGAUCAGUAAUUUUGUAAAAAAAAGGUUUUGGACUACUUUUUUCUUGCGUGCUCUGUUGCUUAAGCUUUCUUUUUACAUUCUUUCUAAGGUAUCCUUAAACAUGUGCUUCAUUGUCAUAUCCUCAGAUUGUCUUCCAUUCAUUUAUGUACAAAGCAACUUUGUUGUAGAGUGCUGAGGAAAAAAAGUAUUAGAACCUUUGUAUUAUUGUGGGCAAAUGAAAUUUCCUAGAACAGUUACAAGAACUUUUUGUAGUUUUGUGGACAAAUAAAGUAUCUAUGGGACGGUUCAAAUGCCAAUACUAUGACAUUUUAUAUUGCAGAGGCCCCAAAUUGAGUGCACUGUUACUUCACCUAACUUCAACUGAAAUCUUCAUUUACUGGCGCUCGCAUUUGAAUCGUCCCAUCUGUAUCUCAUGGUUCCACCUUAGCAUGUAGUGCAAUGCAGAGACUGAAAUAUUGAAAACAAGCUUCUGGGUAAAGUGUUUUAUUAAACUCAAUUCUUUUUAUGUGUAGGGUCCAUUUCCGGGAUGAACAGUCUUGCUCUGAAUAUUAGUCUAGCAAGCGAAAUGCAGAAUAUACAAAAACGUGCAAAAAUACGAAGUGCUAAAGAUGUAUGGUGCAGUUCACUUUAAAAGAAAACGCCAGGUCUUGUUGAUUAGAGCUAGAUGUAACAUGGAGGCCUGCAGACUAUAUUUGUGCAGGCUCAUCUACUCUUGCGGUAAACAUGCGAGCACAUGGCCACGCUCCACAGAGUGCCACUGCAGCUUUAUAUUAAAGCAAAGCUGUACAGGCACAAUGGAUGCGUGGCUGGUGUCGUCUACUACAUUGUUCGGGCACACUAGCCACUGUGGCACGAACACAGGGUUGUGUCUGCGAAGCCAGGUGCUUCAUGUAGGAGCCAUAAGAGUCAAAUGAACCCCAUUAACACCAGCAAGCUGUUCUUCCUUAGGGGAGGAUUCAGCUUCCUUUUGCUAACUGCUGGGGAUGACCAGAGAGGCCAAACUGUUUUUGCCUGACGUAAAUGUUUAAUGGCGUCGCCGAGGCAGUUAAUUAAAAAGUUAAUUAUAACGGGUAAAACACUGGCCUUUUACGUACAGUCCACAAACACUCGGCUCGCAUGCCCACGACAGCGAUUCAACACUGAAAGCAAGGUUCUCUUUGCUGCUGCACUACCGGUCCGUGGAGUGCAGCGACAUGCUUGCGUGUUCACUCAUCGAGAGUGGACACACAGCCUGUGCAUAUAGCGUGACACUAUAUAUGUGUGACACCAUGUACCAUAUUUGCAUGUAAAUAACGCGACCGUGAAUAUAACGCAAGAGGGAAUUUCGGUCUCUCAGAAAAAGAACAGAAUAUGUUACGAUCAUAAUGUGAAGUGGAAGGAAACGACACAAAACGGAUGCCCACAGAGCUUUAUUCAUUGUUACUGUGGACUGUUGUCACAAUGUAAAGUGAAAGGACGAGUGCAUACACAAUUUACUCAUCAAUACUGACGUCUUUGUGACUGUCGGCGAGAACGACCUGGUCUUCCAUGCGACCUAUGUUAUUGGACAGGCAACACUUCAGAAACGCCUAUGACACAAUCAAACACGGCAAAGCCUUUCGCGCACUGUGCAGUGAUGCACCACGCGACUUCGAAGACCACUUGCUUGACGCGCCUUCACAACAGCACAGAUCCUCUUGCUCAAGGUUGCGAAUAAUAUGUGUAACCACACUGAUGUGUCACUAACAGCGUUCUAAAUCAGGAGAAAAAAAGACUGGGCGAAAUGCACAGUGGCAACACUCGGCACGCACACUCUUGCACGAGGCAUAGCAAGUGCUAAAGAAAAUCGGUUAAAAAUUGCGUUACAUAUUCGUGUCACGAACCCGAAUAAAAUGCGAGGCGCAUUCGGAGGCUGGAAAUGUUGGAAAGAAACUCGCCUUAUAUUCUUGCAAAUACGGUAUGUGUGACACCAUAUAUGUGUGACACUUCGUAUCACUGUUCUUUUCUUCCUGAUAAAGUUGAACUGUUGCUCUUAUGUCCACUUUAAUAUGAUUUAAGCGUUCCUAUUAAAACUCGACCAUACUCUACGUUUGGCCACAAAAGCUUAUGGGCCACAAGAUUUGCAAUAAAAAAAAUUCCUGUGGAGCCUCGGCACAUAACAUUGAAUUCAAUGUUUCACUCUGCAGUAGUUUUUUCAGAUUCCGUUAAAUUACAAGUGCCAUGCAGAAGCUCACGUUUGCCGUAGAACCCAUUUCCUGUAAACUUUUGUGCCCAACUGUACAUUUGUCGGAAAGUUGGCUGUUGCAAACAUUCCUAGAUGUCUCGGUGACACUGUUUUGCAAAGCAAGUUUCAAGGGUACCAAUGCUUGCUGUUUAAAAAUGUUGACGUCUGAGCCAUAGUAUUUUUGACACUUUUGAUAGGGUCAACCCAGUGUCUGCGCAGGUCGCAAGAUCACACUGACUGCAUUUAUCCAUGCUUGGCAUUGUGUUAUGUUUUACAAAUCAAUGCUUGAGUCUACACACACUAGUCUUCUUAUGUUUUCUUAAAAAAGACUGUAUGCGCAAGGUUGUAGCUUGCAUUGCAAUAAGUUGGUGCCUGCUUCAGCAGUUUUACAGUCCUUUGCUUCAAUUGUAUUUGUGAAGCUGAACCCAUUUCCAUAUUGUGUGAAUAAUUUGUGUGGCACUCUACUGUUAUACUGCCUGUAUGAAGUGUAAUCGUAGAAUAGAACUUUUCACCUGUAUGUCCUUGGCGCCAAAUGAAAAUUUCACUUAUUAUUGAGAGCACAGCACGCAGUGUGUUUGGACGUUUAUUUAUUGUGAUUAUAUACAGCAAGAGCACAUGAAGACCAAGCAAAAUAAAGACUUAUGAAAAAUA